Molecule: messenger RNA, 1527 nt
Organism: Gregarina niphandrodes
Lineage: Eukaryota; Apicomplexa; Conoidasida; Eugregarinorida; Gregarinidae
Product: nucleolar protein,Nop52 protein
Exons: 1
Coding region: 1-1527 (508 amino acids)
Biological process (GO): rRNA processing
Cellular component (GO): preribosome, small subunit precursor
Source: RefSeq, a predicted model, not a curated record
AUGGAGGUGGUGAGUGAAUGGUCUCGGAAGUGUGAGAUGCUGUGUGACCCGUUGCAGAAGCGUCGCAUGCGUGCGUUGUCCAGUUUACCGGGCUGGUUGGAGCGUGUAGAGGAGUCGGAGAAGACGUACGAGAAUUAUUACCGAGUUUUCAAGGCUUGUAUGACGUUGCUUCAUUUGACGGAUGGAGUAUACAACCAGCAGUCAGUGUCGGUGCAGUUGGUGACAUUGACGAGGACGAAUGAAGGAAAGCGCGCAUUGGUUUUUGGAGCGUUGUUGUGUGCGGCGCGCGAUUUUUGGAAGCACCUUGACCAGUACCGUGUGCCUAAGUUCUUAUUUCUGAUACGGUUGGUUGUUAGUGAGAUGCUGUUUAUAUGUAUUGACGAGUCCUGGGAUGAAAAAGUCGUUCGGGAUUUAUUUGCAUCAUUAGGUUUUGUAAUGCCAAUUUGCAACCUGCCACGAACUUUAGAUGGUCCUAAUAAUCGACUGAUGUCUACAUCUAAGAAGGAGUCCCUGCUUUUAAAGCAUCUGAAAACUACCCAAUGGGACGAGGACCCUGAGACUGAAAGCCCAAAGGAGGCCCAAAUUGACUUAAAGAGGACUGAAUAUUACAAUAUGAACUUGGUCGAUACCAGCAAGAGCAAAAAAAGACGGAAACACGUAGAAGAGUCCACUCCCGAGUGGCAUCCUGAGUGGUUCACUGAGUCCAGACGUGGAGUUGCUCAUAUAGAUGGUGCUAUUUGGCACCAGUGUGUCUCUGUAUGGUUUGACGAAUUACAGAAACAACUGAGAGGUCCGGUAUCGAUUUAUGGCUGUCAACCGAUCCUCAAUGAAGCCAAAGUCUUCAAGAAGCUAAACCAUGACUAUACCGACGCUCCUUGUUCUGAAGAGGUGUCCAUAUAUGUUCAUCCCGAUGCGGUUAAGUCCCUUGAUGACAGCCCGGAGGAUGACAGCCCGGAGGAUGACAGCCCGGAGGAUAGUACGGGCGAAAGCGAACAGGGAGACGAUGCCAGCAGUAACGAUAACAGCGUUGACCAGGACAAAUCAACUGCAGACGAACCAAGUUCAGAUAGCGACGAACAUGAGAUCCACGGAAGUGAAUCUGGUCAGGACAAGGGUUCAAUGGAACACGACAAGGAGGAUGGUGGACUCUCUUUGCAGCAGUUUGUCACAUUAAACACCCCCAUCUUCCGGGCACUGGCGGCGCACACGUGUGUGGAAGCCACCUGGGUUAAGGUCGUUUCCGUAUUUGACGAUUUCUUGGGCCGAUCCAGCUUUUAUGGCAGCCUGACCUCUUUCGCCCGAGCUCUCUGCGUCUGGCAUGUCUUUUUAGAGAAGCUGGUCGCCUCAGGACUCGUGCCGUCGACCUUAUCUGAAAGAGCAAACAAGUUCAGAAUCAGCAUCCACCAAAAAAUGAUGGGCCUGAAGCUCAGUCAAGUGCCCUUCGAUCUCUCGGAAGAGAGCCUCAGUUACAUAAAACAAAUCGCCUGCACCCACUCAUUGGUCCGAGCGGACGAAUUGUUGCGCUAA